UAUUUUUUUUUUUUUUUUUUUUGACUGGCGCAUGCAUGCGGCAACUAGCAAAUCUCAGGUUAAGCCUUGCACGUGCCACAACGGCUCCUGCCCGCCUUCCCCAGCGACAGCCUCUGCGCACAAUACGCCACGGAUCCCUCGUUCCGGCCUCUGCGACAACCCGCGCGGCGUCGGACUUCGUCGCAAACAUGGGCAAGAAGGACGACAAGAAGGCGAGCUUCCAGCUCAAGACGCCCAAGGGCACUCGGGACUGGGACAGGAAAGAUAUGAUCCUCAGGGAUCGUAUCUUCCAAGCCAUCACCGAGGUCUUUAAGCGUCACGGCGGAACGAAUCUCGACACGCCAGUUUUCGAGCUGAAGGAGAUCCUGAGCGGAAAGUACGGAGAGGAUAGCAAGCUCAUAUACGACCUGGCGGACCAGGGCGGCGAGCUGUGCUCAUUACGCUACGACCUGACGGUGCCGCUGGCGCGGUAUCUGGCCAUGAACACGGACAUCAAGCAACUCAAGCGCUUCCAGAUCGCAAAGGUCUACCGGAGGGACCAGCCGGCCGUCGCCAAGGGCAGGAUGCGCGAGUUCUACCAGUGUGACUUUGACGUGGCCGGCAUCUACGACCCCAUGAUCCCCGACGCCGAGAUCCUGCGCAUCAUCGUCGAGGUCUUCACCGCGCUCGAGUUCGACAACUUCACCAUCAAGGUCAACCACCGCAAGGUCCUGGACGGCCUCUUCCAGGUCGCCGGCGUCCCGCAGGAGAAGAUCCGGUCCAUCAGCUCGGCCGUGGACAAGCUGGACAAGAUGCCAUGGUCCGAGGUGAAGAAGGAGAUGCUGGAGAAGGGCCUCUCGGACGAGGUUGCCGACAACAUCGGCGAGUACGUGAAGCACAAGGGCGGCAGGGACAUCAUCACCCUGCUGCAGCAGGACAAGAAGCUGUCAGAAAACGAGGUCGGCAAGAAGGGCGUCGAGGACAUGAGCCUGCUAUUCACCUACCUCGAGGCCUUUGGCGUCACGGACAGGGUCUCGUUUGACCUCUCGCUGGCGCGCGGGCUAGACUACUACACGGGCGUCAUCUACGAGGUCGUGACAGAGGGCUCCGCCCCAGCGGUGGCCCCCGUCGUCGUGCCCGUCGUCGAGCCGGCAGCAGCAGUGGCGGUGGCGAGCGAGCCCACCGAUGCGGCGGCGGCAGCGGCAGCGCCGGCCCCCGCACCGACAGCGCCGGCAAAGAAGCGGGCGCCCAAGAAGAAGGCGGGCGAGGACGACGACCGGUCCGACGACCCGACGGUGGGUGUGGGCAGCAUCGCGGCGGGCGGGCGCUACGACGACCUGGUGGGCAUGUUCAGCGGCAAGGGCGACAAGGGCCAGAUCCCGUGCGUGGGCAUCUCGUUCGGCGUCGACCGCAUCUUCAGCAUCAUGAGCGCGCGCCAGAGGCGCCAGGCGACCGAGCAAGGGGCCGCGGCCGCGGGCGUGCGGCAGAACGAGGUGGACGUCUACGUCAUGGCCUUUGGCGGCGGCAAGGACUUCUCGGGCCUGCUGCCCGAGCGCAUCUCGGUGGCGCGCCAGCUCUGGGACGCGGGCGUCAAGGCCGAGUUCUCGGCAAAGGUCAAGCCCAAGCUGCAGAACCAGUUCAAGGUGGCCGAGGACGGCGGCGUGCCCCUGGCCGUCAUCCUGGGCGAGGACGAGCUGGCGCAGGGCAAGGUCAAGCUCAAGGUCAUGGGCCUGCCCAAGGACCACCCCGAAAAGGACGGCAUGCUCGUGUCGAGAGACGAGCUGGUGGCCGAGGUGAAGAAGCUGCUGCAGUCGUGAAGACCGGGGCUUUUUCGUUUUGUUCUCUGGGCUUUUUUUUUUGCUCUUGGUAUGGCUCUUGCAUCCCCACCUCAUUAGGGGCUAGGGGAGGUUAAAUAGGGGAUAGAAGGGCCUGUUUAGGUGCCUUUGAUAGGCAUAUAGGGGCGAUAAACAAAAGGCUGGGAAUAAAUAGAUAGAGCGAGCUUGGUGAUUUCCUGUGGGCCUUUAUUGCUUUUUCUUUUUUAUCUCCUCGCCCGUGUUGUUAGUGAUCAUGUGUGAAGUGGUGG
Gaeumannomyces tritici R3-111a-1 is the source of this 2062-nucleotide messenger RNA. RefSeq names its product histidyl-tRNA synthetase. The record is from RefSeq and is a predicted model, not a curated record. Gene Ontology annotation, cellular component: mitochondrion. Gene Ontology annotation, biological process: mitochondrial translation. The transcript has 5 exons. NCBI's taxonomy places the organism in Eukaryota, Fungi, Ascomycota, Sordariomycetes, Magnaporthales, Magnaporthaceae. Bases 36 to 1796 code for a protein of 586 amino acids.